Guyanagaster necrorhizus is the source of this 231-nucleotide messenger RNA. RefSeq lists its product as uncharacterized. Lineage: Eukaryota; Fungi; Basidiomycota; Agaricomycetes; Agaricales; Physalacriaceae. Gene Ontology annotation, cellular component: cytoplasmic dynein complex. Gene Ontology annotation, molecular function: dynein intermediate chain binding. Bases 1 to 231 code for a protein of 76 amino acids. The transcript has 2 exons. Gene Ontology annotation, biological process: microtubule-based process. The record is from RefSeq and is a predicted model, not a curated record.
AUGAGCGAGGAGAUGCAGCAGGAGAGUGUGGACAUCGCGUCGGCAGCACUCGAGAAGUACAACAUCGAGAAAGACAUUGCUGCCCAGAUCAAGAAAGAGUUUGAUAGAAGACACGGUCCUACAUGGCACGUCGUCGUUGGGAAGAACUUUGGGAGCUACGUUACACAUGAAACUAAACAUUUCAUUUAUUUCUACGUUGGCUCACUUGCUAUCCUCAUCUGGAAAUCAUAA